AUGGAUCAUGGGAUAGUGAGGGUCGUCAAUGGAGGAUGGCUGGAUGGGCUUACGCGAGAUGCUGUUACGCGACCCGACACGAGCACGAUUCUUUGGGAAACGCUCUACGAACCGUGGGAUCUCUUCACAAGACUCGAUAAAGGAGACGACGUGACUGCGGCUGAACCUGUGACAUUGUUACGCGACGUUUGUUCUGGACCCGAUUCCUCAGAGAAGAACUGUUCAGUCAUAUGCACCAGCUCGGAUGAUUUAUUCGCCUCUUGGAAGACCCUGUGGCAAUGUCUGUCUCUAUCAUCCAUAACUCUCGCAAACUCCACAUUCUCUACACUUGAUCAACGCCAUGACGGGGUAGGAAACGGUACAUCAAGGGAGCAGAUCUCGAGCGCCUUGACGUCUUUUGGCAUUACUAAUGCGACCGACUUUGACGGAAAAGCGGUUCUGAAUAUAACUUACCAGUGUGCUGCUGCAAGUUGCCGCGAUAGUAGUAUGGGAGAGUGCUCCAUUGGCCAACUCGACCCAGGAUAUUUUGAGAGUGAGACUCUCCAAUGGAUCAAGGUGUACGAGGCUCUUGCACCGCUAUGCGAUGGACUGGAAAGCGAUAUCAACAUCGAUAUUGCUGGACCUGGAGUACUAAUAACAUACAUUACUCAAACAGCCAUGGUGGUCUUUGCAUGGCUGUUUUUCCUCCUUCUAAAAGUCAACAAGUUCAUCAACACUUCGACAUCAAUUUUUACUCAUCUGUUCCGAAAAAGAAACCCGGGUCCUAAUCUCUUGACCCAUCGUGUAUCAGGCCUUCAACGCCUCGAGCGCACGAAUCUUGCUCACGCAACGAGCACCUUUCUGGCAGAGCUUCACGAAGCACAGUGCUUCUUUGUCGUUGCCAUCGAGAUAGCGCUGAUCAACGCCAGUUCAAGAUCAGCAAUUUUCACAGGCGCUGAGAACUGGCAGAGUCUUCUUUGGAAUCGUGAUAGUGUCCAAUUUCUUGCAGGUAUGGGAGCUUGGCCUAUUAUUCUCGGACAGAUCUCCCUCCGAAGAGCCGAGCUAGACUCGAUGUACUACCUCCUUCUCUCGACGCUCGCAUUGGUACUUGCUGGUGUGGCGGCUGAUACAGCUGCAAAUCCAGAUCCAGAUCGGAUAUACAAGAUGUUUCAAGGACAGAAUACACUUGAAGAAUGUGGUGGACAUCCUUCCCUUCGAACGUUUUGUGUGGAAGAGCGAGAGGGUCUAUAUUGGUAUGUCUUUCCAGCGGGGAGUAUAUUCGCAUUCCUCGGAUUACUUGCUCUCCUGUGGUGGGCCAAAAUCUGGAGUCUUUGCAACUCUCCAACAUCAUUCCUCAAAAAGCACAAGUCCUUAUCGAAACGUCAGCUUGAGGCUUGGGAAUGGCUCAAGUGGAUUCUUAUAAAAGCUUCUCUUUUCGCAAUACACGUUGCUGAAACUGGUGCUCUUGCUUGUACUUGCUUUGGUCUGGCUGUGAUUCGUGCACCAUUACUGAAUCUAUUGCUGAGAGGGGAGACUGGGACUUGGAGUGUCGGACAGCUGGUAGCGGUAUUGAUCUGGGCGCCAGUAAUAUCUAAGUAUGCCCAUCUGGCAAUUCUCGGCGUUGAGAAGGGCUUCAGGCUUCGCUUGUCCAAAGCAUUUGAUAUUGUGAGGAGGUCGGACACUAGCUCUGGAAGUGAUAGCGAGGCAAUAUCUCUAAACUGA
Molecule: messenger RNA, 1701 nt
Organism: Fusarium verticillioides 7600
Lineage: Eukaryota; Fungi; Ascomycota; Sordariomycetes; Hypocreales; Nectriaceae
Exons: 3
Coding region: 1-1701 (566 amino acids)
Source: RefSeq, a predicted model, not a curated record